AUGGAAACUGCGGUUUCAGGUCGCCAUAGAGACCGAUGCUGUGAGAAGCGAGAGGGCCUGGAGAAAGUGGCGACAGUGGUUGAAGAUGUAGAAAACAUGAAUAAAAGAGACCAACCAUUCAUGACAAUUCAGAGAAAUGAUAGCUCAGAUCAUCUGGUAUUCUGCAUGAAAAAUGGACUAAGAAGAACCAAAUAUAAACCAGUGGACUAUCAACAAUUACAUGCACUAACUGAAGCAGAAAAAUUAGCUACUGCUUCUAUACAACUAAAGAUCAAAAAAGCAGUACAGGCUUCAAAGAACUCUAAAGAGCUAACACUAAUCAAACAACACAAGCAAGUGUGGUGGCAAGAACACCAAAGACUAAAUGAACUCAGAUACAAAGUCGAAUCGGAAAUAAAAUCCUUUCUCAAUGAAGACAGCAUUGGAAGUGAAUGCCUUUCUGACCUUGUGGAUUUUGAACAAGACUUAUCAGAACAAUGGUGUGCAUAUCUGAAAAAUGUGAUCGAACCUAUUCAGCAGUUGCGAGCAGAUCUUAAAUACCGGCAGCAUCACAUUUUACAGCGUUCAGACAUACAUACUGACUCAGUGAAAGUGCUGGAAGAGGUUGAAUUUGUGAAGAAACAAUUCAUAGCUGUUUUUGAAAGACUUAACCUCGAACAAGAGAAAAUACAAAAUGAGCUUUCAGAUUGGAGAAUAAAGAUAUUAGAUCAUUCUUUAAAAGAAAAAAGUAAUCUGCUUGGUGAAUUGCCCAUGGAAUUGGAAUGUUUGGAAUGUCCAUACCCUGAUUUGAAAUCUUCAAUCCUUAGUGAGUUCUAUAAUUUUACAGAGAAAUAUCAAAAGAAACUUCAAGAUCUUGAUCUGCAGUUACAAGAUAUAUACAGAAAUUUCCAAUUAAGUGAAGAAGACCAUUGGAUUUACCAGGCUGUUUUGGAUCAGUAUCCAGGAAAUCUCUUUGCCAGAAGGACUCUGUAUCUGGACAUGUUACAAAGAUAUUUUCCCCAUAAAUCUAGGCAAGACCUGGUCGAACAUGAGAAAUAUUGUGAACAAUAUCACUUUGCUAGGGAGCAGCGAAAAAUUUUGCUAUCCAGUUGGAAUAAGAACAGGAGAGACUUUAUACAGAAGGCUGUGAUGACUCUUGCUGAGGCCUGUGCAACUCAUGGAAUGGAGAGUACCUUGGCUAAUGACAGGAAGAAACAGCAGGAGCUGUGUGCCAGUCUGAAAGCCAAGGUUCUUCAAUGGAGAGCCCACCAGGAAGAGGUAGCAAGGCUGGAAAUGGAUAUUUCUGCCAGAAUAAGAGAAAAGGAAAAGGAGAAAGAGAAACUAUGGAAGAAGAAGGAAAUAUUGCAAAGAAAGGAGACGAAACAAAAAAUAAGAAAAUACUGGGCCAAGAAAGAACAGAAGUGGCAAGAAAUGGAAAAGAGAGAUACUCAGCGUCUAGAAGAACUGAAGAAAUUAAUGGCUGAACAGUCAGUGAAAGACAGUAAAAGGGUUAAAUACAGACAAGAAUUAUUGGAAAAGCAUUUGCUGGAGAAAAAAGAAAUGGCCCUUCAAGAAGUACAAGAGGAAGAGGAGAAAGAGAAGCGACUAGAAACCCUCAGGAAGCAGGUUGCUAUUGUGGCUCAAUUUGAUCCUGUUAGAAUGAUGUCAGAUACAAUGGCAUGGAAAGCUAGGAUGGGAUUUGGAACUGAAGAAGAAUUUGUUCUUCAAAAGCCACUCUUCACAUUGAAUACAUACAAUGAACAGCAGAUAAUUUCUGAUCCUAGACUGCGCUUGGAGUUAGCACUUCGAGAAGCUGGACUUCUUAAAACAUUUUAUGCCAAAGAGAUAUUUCCAAAAAUUACUCCUCAAAAACCUCCAAGAAAAGACAUGGAGUCUACUUUAUUUAAGAUUUAG
Chrysochloris asiatica (Cape golden mole) is the source of this 1893-nucleotide messenger RNA. RefSeq names its product coiled-coil domain containing 148 (gene CCDC148). The record is from RefSeq and is a predicted model, not a curated record. The transcript has 15 exons. NCBI's taxonomy places the organism in Eukaryota, Metazoa, Chordata, Mammalia, Afrosoricida, Chrysochloridae. The coding region runs from base 1 to 1893 and encodes 630 amino acids.